GCAGUGGGGACCCGGCGGGCGGCGGAGGGCCCCGGGGUGGGCCGCGGUCCCGCGCACUCCGAGCCACCUCUGUCCCCAGACCGCGUCCGCCGACUUCCAUCCGGCCUCCUCCUGCACCUUCCGGAAAGUUGUCACCUUUGGGUGGCGACCGAAGCCAGCGGCGGGACAUCUACUCUCGGUCAGGCCGUUUCCGUCCUUACCUUCUCUGCUCCGGUCACAAGUCUGUCUCCAGCUCCCAGGCCGGGCCACUUAAGCAGUGUUCAAGAAUACUUAUCGUCCUGCUUAGAUUUAAGGACGCCCUGGGCGUUACUAUCACAGUUAUUUAAUGAACACCCACCAGGGACCACCAGGGUGCCAAGUCCCAAAAGGACACACACAGCAGAGCAGGAAAUGUUCUGUCCUUUGGUCCUCAUAGUGGCAGACUUUAAAGAAACAAUACAUAGAAACAAAUGGCAAAGUACACAGAUCCUGAGAGUCCUGCCGAACACCUUUUCCACAGGCAUUCUUGUGCAGUCUGCAUCCAGAACACUCUCUGCAGGCACAGUUGGGAAGAUCAUGAGUUCAAGCUGGCCAGGGCACGCAGUGAGACCCCAUCUGAAAACAAACCAGAAACAGUUGUGGCAGUUUUACUCCAAGCAUCAGAGUGUGCGGGUCUGUCCUCUACAUCCUUACCAGGCUGCAGCCCACCCUUCUCUUUCUUCUGUAGCUAUGGGGACACUGAAGUCUAGCAAGACCGUCGAAGGGAAUGGUCAGCAUGAAGUGAGAAUCCAAGCACUCUGCCUGCAAUCUGCAGCUUUCACAUUGUGAUGUUGUUUCCCUAGCUGCCAGGAUGGCUGUUCUAUGAGGUCAUGACCGGCUCCCUCCCCUCCUGCUGCUUCCCCAAUGCUGCUCUCACCUGGUUUCUUUGGAGCCCAGCACUAUGGCUUCAUCCUCCUCCCCACCAGCAGCUCCCACCCAGGCCAAGAAGCCUCAGAGCAAGAUAGCUGACUGGUUCAGGCAGGCUCUAUUGAAGAAACCCAAGAAGACACCAGCCUUCUGGGAAAGCCCCUCCAAUGACGGCUCACAGAUGGCUUCACAGGAUGUUCUCCCACCCUCACAACUCAGCUCACCAAGCCUCAGCUCACCCCCAAGCCUCAGCUCAGUCAUGUCUUGCACCUCAUCACCAACACACGCAGACACCAGCAGUAGUGGCCGCUGGAGCAAAGACUACGACGUCUGCGUGUGCCACAGUGAGGAGGACCUGGCGGCUGCCCAGGAGCUGGUCUCCUACCUAGAGGGUAGCACUGCCAGGCUUCGCUGCUUCCUGCAGCUUCGGGAUGCUACCCCAGGUGGGGCCAUUGUGUCUGAGCUAUGCCAGGCGCUGAGCAGUAGCCACUGUCGUGUGCUGUUCAUCACCCCAGGCUUCCUUCAGGACCCUUGGUGCAAGUAUCAGAUGCUGCAGGCCCUGACAGAGGCACCAGGGGCCGAGGGCUGCACCAUCCCCUUGCUGUCAGGCCUGACCCGAGCUGCCUACCCUCCUGAACUCCGAUUCAUGUACUACGUGGAUGGCAGAGGCCGGGAUGGUGGCUUUUACCAAGUCAAGGAAGCUGUCAUUCGCUAUCUGGAAACACUUAGUUGAUACUUAAAUCUUCGUGGGACCCAGAAAGCCGAAGAAAAGCUGGAAAUAGCCUAUCUUGGGCUUUAGAUUCUAGUAGAUACCACAGGAGGCAAUAGAUGCCAGAGCCAACUGCACUUUACACACAACACAGGAUCAGAUUGCACACCAGCUUCCAUUACUGCAGGCUCCACAAGAAGGCCAGGAGGAAGAUGGGGACUCCCCCAAGAAGGCCAGCCAGGAGGAAGAUGGGGACUCCCCUUGAAAGGCCAGGAGGAAGUCAGGGACUCCCCCAGGAAGGCAAUGAGGAAAUCAGAAACUGAGAUGGCAGUGAUACUAGGAGGGUCAGCAGUGUCUCACCUGCUGCUUAAUUGGUUAGGAAGCUAGCAUACCGCUGUCUUCAGGUAUCAGACACUGGGUAGAUAGGCACUGGUUCUCAAGAGAGACAAGCCUGAUUGAUGAGCUAGAAGUCAAGGCUGCUGGCCAGAGCCUGGGUACUCUUCCCAGUUGCCUGGGGAGCCAGGAAGAGAUAGCAAGCGAAUGUAACAGGAGAAGGCAAUAGGUAUCAAGUCCUCCACACUCACUACUGCUGCUCUUUCCUAAAGAUAUUGACUCAUUUCACAAACCGAAUGAAAGGUGCAUUCAGCCCUGCACUGAAUUUUACUUAUUGUAUGAAUGUCAUUAGAAAUACAAACCUAGGCCGAGCAUGGUGGCAUACACCUUUAAUCCCAGCAUUCUCAAAAAGACCUAAAAAGCAAAACAAAACAAAAAUACAAACCUAGGUGGCUGGAGAAGUGGUUCAGCAGUUAAGGGUAUGUACUCCUUGUCUAGAAGACCCAGGUUCCGUUCCUAGCACCCACAUUGGAAUGCUCACAAAGCCUGUAUCUCCAGUUCUUUGGGAGUCUGAUGCCUCUAGCCUCUUUGCACACCUGUACUCAUGUUUACACACACACACACACACACACACACACACAGUUAAAAAAAAAAAAAAAACGGCAUAGUGGUACAUGCUUUUAAUCCUAGCACUUGGGAGGCAGAAGCAGGUGGAUCUCUGCAAGUUCAAAGCCAGCCUGGUCUAUAUCAUGAGUUCCAGCUCAGCUGGGGCUACAGGGAGACCCUGCCUCAAACAAAUAAGCAAAGAAAAAUAAUAUAAAGUAAAUCUUUUUUAAAAGUGCAAACCUAAGGCUACUACCAAUGGAGUCAUUGUUAGAGGACUUGCUUAGCAUGUAUGAUGGCUUGGGUUGGGUCUUCAGCACUACCAAAAAGAAAAUGAAAAAACAAACCUGGAAGCCAUUCAGAAUACACAGAGGAAGGAAAUGGAGAGAAGGAAAGCCUCGAUGCAGGACUCUGGCCCUUGGUGUGAGUCAAAACCCCGCUGACAGCCCAUGGUGGAGACACUGGCUGUCUUCAUUUGAACUGAGGAACCAGCAUCUUCAGUCCAGCAUCAGAAUGUAUUCCUCAUGACCAGCAAGGCUUCUGUGAGAACAAAUGUGUUCAGCUGAAUGUCACUGUCUCUCCCAGUGUAUACCUGGGCCUUUUCCUCCUAUCACACCCCUUUACUGACACUUUUUAACUUAGGAUUUUUUGUUGCAUACAAAGGGACUAAGGGAUACUAUGCAUUAUUCUCCUGUUCCUACCAGCCAGCCCAAGAAACCUGAUUCCUAAUGUGCUUCCUCCAUGCCCUAAAUUUCAAGCCCCUUGUCCCCACCAGAAAUAACCACUAUUUUGAAUAUGAACUUAGUUUUAGCUUUUCUGUUUGAAGUUUCUACAGAUGUAUGCACCCCAGCAACAUGUUUGAUUUUAUGACUUGCUAUUGUAUGCAGCUGGCAUUACAGUAUGUGUAUUCCUUCGUGAGGUUUAUCUUUGUUUACUACAUUUGUGAGGUUUAUCUGUGUUGAUGUGCCUCCCUCCUAAUUCCCUUUCAUUCCACUAGGUAAAUAAAUGACUGUUGACUCA
Messenger RNA from Nannospalax galili (Upper Galilee mountains blind mole rat), 3550 nucleotides. It is a transcript of the gene Tirap, whose product is annotated as TIR domain containing adaptor protein. NCBI's taxonomy places the organism in Eukaryota, Metazoa, Chordata, Mammalia, Rodentia, Spalacidae. Gene Ontology annotation, biological process: signal transduction. Bases 920 to 1618 code for a protein of 232 amino acids. The record is from RefSeq and is a predicted model, not a curated record. The transcript is spliced from 7 exons.